GGAUAUUCGCAUUCGUGGAUCUUUCAAUUCUUCUCCAUCGGGUAAAAUGACCAGCGACGCACACUACCGAAUCGAAUCUACUACAGUCAGUAGUAUUUUAGAGAACACAAUCCCACCUUCAUCGACCAUCGUAUCGACAGAGACACAGCAAUCAACAGUGAAACCAGCAGCAUACCGGUAGCACAACCUGCCUUUAUUAUUUGUAGAGCAUAGCAGGGUCUUUUGGGUAGGAGCAUCUUUGAGAGAAGACGAUCAAGCUAACUAAGCCAACAAAAGCAACCAUGCCGUCGUCCGACUUUGUGAGCCCCAUCAUGGCGGGCUUGAUGGACCAUCGAGUGAGUGCCCAAAUCAAGGAUCUGGAUCAUUAUCGCAUUCACGGUGGAAUGGCAGUGGAAACGGACUACAUUGUGCACGUGAGCUGCGUCAACACGGGCACCAAGAGUCGACCGGAGCCGGAUUUUGAUGGUUUCAUCAUUAGCAAGACCUUCAGCGCCUUUCGAACCCUCAUCGAUCAGUUGCAUGAUGCGGCCGAUGCCUUCAUGUCCACAAACUCUCAUGAACAAUUGCCACCUGAUACCAAACAAAAAGUCAAGAAAUUGGCACAAUACUGUGAAGUAGUCAUGCAAUUGAUUGAUUCCCAAAGGACACAGUAUCUAGGAAAGGUCAAUUACAUGUACGUCAAAGUCUUGUCCAAACAACGAAGUCAAGUUAUUACGGAUGUAUUGGAGGCUACCCUCUCCAAUUUCCCAAGCGAUAUUGAUUCUCAUCCCUUCUUGAACGAAGUUGCCAAGAGAAUUGAAAAUUUCUUUUUGACCGAUCACUGCGCGUCGGUGGAUGAAGAGGGAGAAGAUUCGAAUGUCUCCUCUCUUUUCAUUACACCCAUCAAAAAGAAUUAUCAACACGUCGACAAUAAAAUCACGGCUUCGGUCAAAAAGCCCGUCGAUUCUCCCGAUUCGGGAAUUGUCGACAACCACCCACCACCCCCCAAUUUGGAUCGUGCAGUGAGUUCUCCGGUGGUGCCCUACACGCGCAAAAAGAGGAGGUCGCGACAAAUCAGAGAUUUGGAUGAGAAAGAAUUGAAGAAUUCGGGGUCUCGUGCAUCACUCUUGUUGGAUGAUGAUCGAUCCCAGACCGAUAUGGUGCCUUCGUAUGACGCGCCUGUCCCCACGGUCAGCGUCCCCGGGGCUUCGGCGCUGGGAGUCUUUAUGGACAACAAUCCAAUCAUGUUCAUGGGACUGUUUGCGGCCUUGACGCAAGUCGUGCGCUUGGCGGGAGAACGAGUCGUCUCCUUGGAUAUGGACAUUUUGCUGUUGGUCGUCUUUGCUGCAUUUUGUCUUGGAUUGAACACUCCUAGACCACUGGUCGGAGGCGUCGACAAGCCGCCUCUACGAGGAAGACGUCGACGACGCAAGGCAGGACAACCUCCGACUCCCACGAAUGCUGCCAAGCUAUUACGAAGGUCCAUGAUGAUCUCGACACCACGCAGCAUUUCUACCGGCAAUAGGAAUAUCAGCUUUUCGGCGGAGACGAUUGAGGAGGAUGAAGCAGAGGCUGAAAUGGAGGAAGAAGAGGACGAUGUCGUCAUCCGUAGCCCCAUGCCGAGAUUCCCCGAGGGUGCAGAGAUGGGCUCUAUCAACAACUGCUUUUCAGAAUCACCUUAUGAGAAUUUCAAGGUUCGCGGAGACAACUACUUGAGCGACAAGAAAAAGGUCAAGUCGGGGCCUUGUCUUUUCCCAUGCCGUGGUGUUGACUUGUUUUUGACAGAUACCUGCCCCGAAAAUGUGGGACGCAUCUCUGGUAUUAUGGGUGGACAACUGCGUGACGUUCCAACGUUCCUUAUCAAUUUCCGUUUGCCGUGGGGUGUGUUGUUGUUUUACUAUGAAAUACCAGAACGCUUCGUUCCCUUCGUCGCGUGUUGUUACGGUAAUGGCUCUGCUGCCGACAAAGCAAAACUAGAGGAGAAAAUCAAUUCCAUGAAUAACCAAGACAGAUGCUGUGCUAGAUGGCUUCUUGGCGACCACGAGCACAAGGACCAGACGCUCAAAAUCUUUCCAGUGGUUGUGGAAGGUCCAUGGGUGGUGAAAUCUAUUGUUGGAGGCAAACCGGCCAUUAUUGGUACAAAACUACCAGUCAGCUAUGUGUAUGGUAAACCUGGGACCGCCCCAGACGGAAGCAAACAAGCGCUGUAUCUGGAAGCCGAUUUGGAUAUUGUUUCUUCUUCCGCUGCUCGUGGAAUUCUGUCGGCUGUUCGUACGUACACGCAGGAUAUCACGCUGGACCUGGGUUUUGCCAUCCAAGGAAACAGCAACGACGAACUACGAGAGAACAUGUUGGUGGCCACCCGUUUGCACGGCAUUGAUCCACUGAACGCGCCUCCACUGCCUCCCACCAAGGAUUUGAUAAUGACAGGAAAUGAUAACGAUGACGGCGAUGACGACACCGAGAGCUAGAGGGGUGAUGAUUAGAGGAUUGAGUACGACGCACUCUCAAAUUUUGAGUGUGCUGCUUGGUGCAUCUGGGCUUUGCGCAGGCCUUAGUUGUAGUGACAGUGUAAUAUGGAACUAGGAGGCUGUAAAACGAUUGAAAUUCUUUCCUUUCAUCCAUCCACUUGGAGCCACACGGUGCAAUGACUACUCGUGCCCACUAAAACAACUCUUGGAUUGGAAAGCCAGCGAAUACAAGAGUAGACUUGCUGGGAGCCCUCACUUCCCUUGGCCUAACCUGAUUUCCUCCUCGUCACUGCUCGCAAGUCAAUCUCCGCGCAUCAAGGUUCGAGCUUGCUACUAAGAACAGUGUCGUGCCCGAUACUUACUUCGUAGCUCGUAGCAGGAACUAUCAUGCUUUCUUUCGCCGUGGACUCAUUCUGUUUGUCAUGUGGAACUUGCCAGGCCUUUACGGAUGGAUAUCGCGAGGACACGGUUAUUCAGAAAGAACGUCAUCCAGAGCCCUUUUCCUUGUCAUCAGCCAUGGUCCAUUCCGAUGUUACAGCAUUGGCUCACUUUUGACAAGGAUAUCUCAGGGAUCCGAAGCUGCAGCACCCUCAUUCCUGGCACUUGCCCGUCUUGCACUAGGCUUUCUUGGUGGAUCGGCAUGCUUGGGGUUGUCAUUUCUGCUUUGGCGACUAGGUACAUGGUUGACACUUGCAUUGCUACUACUUUGCUCAUCUCCAUAGUUGUAGUCAGCAAUGUGAUUGUGAUGUCCUUGUGUGUCUGCGUUAGUCUUCCACCUUGAUUGUGGUUCAGGAAUAGGCAUUCCAUUGGAGCGCUGCUCUUGUACCAUUUUGGGCUGGCCAUCGAUUUCUGCCAGCACCAAGGUGUACACGCAGCGGUCUGAGUUUUCUACGCCCUUAAAGGUGAAGAUUUGAUCAAUGGUAUAUGUCACGACCGCCGUUCGUCCCUCUGCCAGCAGAAUAACGUUGUCGAUAGAAACCAAAAGCCGUUUCCCGUUCAGUACCCCCGAAGAGAGAACAUUAAUCACAUCUUUGGAGGUCCAGACACCACCGGUAUUUCGGACAUGUGUGUAAUCUGGGUGAUGAUUCUUCUCAUAGAACGUCUCCCAACAAUCUCUUGACUUGCCAAACAAUGAAUUGGAAUCCAGGAAGUAGUCGGUCAAGAAAGCCCUGACACUGUCUUCGGUCAUGUGGGUAUCUGCGGUUCUGGUGGAUGACAUGCCAAUUCCUGAAACACUAUCUUGCAAAGUCGAAGCGAUAGUAGUACUUUCUCCAGCAUUCUUCUGGCAUACUAUUACCGGUUCAUGCUUGCUACCUUUGCCCCAGCUUGGGUCUAUGCUGUGCUGAGGCUUCAUCUCUCCUUUUCUGGUCUUCGUCGUCGUUGUAGCCACCGCUCUUUGUCAGGUAUCCAAUCUGAGACAGAAUGAUCUACAAAUGUAUACCUAUCUCCGAAGUUGCUGUUUCUACAAAGGACACUUGAAUGUUUCAUCGAUAUGUUCCAACUAACUUGCCUCUUACUGUAAGCACCAAGCAAGCUACCAGUACGGUAAU
This is a messenger RNA of Seminavis robusta, 4000 nucleotides long. The record is from the annotation of a GenBank genome assembly. NCBI's taxonomy places the organism in Eukaryota, Bacillariophyta, Bacillariophyceae, Naviculales, Naviculaceae.